Molecule: messenger RNA, 1965 nt
Organism: Colletotrichum graminicola M1.001
Lineage: Eukaryota; Fungi; Ascomycota; Sordariomycetes; Glomerellales; Glomerellaceae
Exons: 2
Coding region: 1-1965 (654 amino acids)
Biological process (GO): regulation of DNA-templated transcription
Molecular function (GO): DNA-binding transcription factor activity, RNA polymerase II-specific; zinc ion binding
Source: RefSeq, a predicted model, not a curated record
AUGACGAGCAUGUCGCCAGCAAGUGCCGUCGACGGCGGCUCUGCGGCCACCUCGAACCAAGGCAGCGUCUCGCCGCGGCAGACGGUGUCGCCAAAGAACGUCGCAUUUGAACUCCUCUUUACCGAGUCGCCGCAGUAUCGUGCGCGGCUCCCUAUGCGAGUCCAGAUAUACCCUCACGACACCACCGACUCCAUUGUCACCACUGUCAAGAAUUUCUAUGGUCUCUACUCGGGCCCAACCGGCUCCAAGGGUGUCAGUUUUGAGGAUGAGAAUGGCAUCACCCUCAUCGCCAGAUACGAGAACUUCCGCAACAACAUGGUUGUCUACGUCAGAGUCAUUGAGGAGCCCCCUUCUGCCUCCGGCCCCUUUGUGGCGCCCGCAUAUCACAACCCUCCUCUGAGCGCCCAGCCCUAUUACGAAGGCAAUGCCUACCCCCUCCAACCUCCCCCUCGCUUCGGCCAAGAAAUCUCCAGACCUUCAUCGAGUACAUCUCGCCGGCGGAGCCCGUCCCCCAAUGUUGGCCGCGGCCGGAGAAGCGGGUCCGCCAACACAAACCCCAAGAAGGGCCGGUCCCGCUCUUCCAAGAACCGGGACACCGCUGCCAAUGGCCACGCCGAUAUCUACAGCGACAGCCUCAACGGCUACAGCAGUGGCGACGGCGCUCCCGGCUCCAGCUCCAGCAGGAUGAAGGAGCAGAUUGGCAACACCGAGAUUAGCCUUGAAAACAUUGUAGAGGGAGGUCGCCGCAAGCGAGCGAAAUUCGAGAGUUCGGAACUCCCCUUGUUUGCGCCUCCGCAGAUGCCGGCUGCCACGUCGAACCCUUCCGUGUCUCCCGCCCGCCGCGCCGAGCCCCAGCGAGCCUCGCUGCCGUUCGUGCACCCUGGCCAGAACCCCUUCACGAACCCUCUACCUCUGCAGUCCCCUCAGAGUCAUAGCAAUGGAUAUGGACAUGGUGGACACUACGCGACACCGUCCUCUGAGCGCCACGGGCGCAACAGUAUCGGUUACGCCGGGCAAGGCGGCAACUUUGGCAGCAUGAGUGGCAUCCUUCCCACACCGGACCCCACCGUUGGCAGCUGCAUGUCCGAGGAGGAUAAGGAUGUGGCUAUCCAGCUUAUGCGUCUGGGUGAAAUGUCCAACAUCUCCCACGGUCGCACUUCGGCCUCGACGCUGGACGACACGUUCAGCGGCCGCGCCGACGCCGCAUCCUCCACCGGUGCCACCAGUGACGGCGAGAGUGAGAGCGAUGAGGAGGAGUCGGCCGCUCGGCGCCAAAAGCUGGGUGCUGCUGGCGCCAUGCGCAAGAUCUAUCAGACUACCGAGAGCCACUUCAUUCCUCAGCCCAGCAUCGAGGCCAACGCCGACGACGUCGAAGCUGAGAAAGGCAGCGACCAUGUCGACCAUGCCAUCAAUGGCGAGCGCAAGUCCGAGGCGCUCAAGAACAAGACCAAUCUUCCCGACGCCAGGCCCAAGGCGCAACUCCCCGGCUCCAAGCCCAAAGCUUCCAAGGUCAGCAAGGUCCCUCGGCCGACCGUCCCCAAGCUCAAGAAGGCCUCGGCCUCGGCUCCCGCCCCCGCCCCUACCAGCAACGGACCCAUGUCACCAGCUUCUCUGCCUCCGUCGCGCAAGCCCUCGGUUUCCUCGGCUGCGGCUGCCCCGGGCGCCAACGGCGAAGACGAUCAGCUCGACCUGUCUGCCAAGCCUCGGUGCCAGCGGUGCCGCAAGAGUAAGAAGGGCUGUGACAGGCAGCGACCUUGUGGACGAUGCCGCGACGCUGGGCUCUCCGCCGAUCAGUGCAUCAGCGAAGACGAGGGCAACGGCCGCAAGGGCAGAUACGGCCGCCACAUGGGAGUCCCCAUCAAGAAGGAGGAUAUUGUCAACUCCACGCAGCCCAUUCUUCUGCCGGCUGCGCCGAUUGCCACGACGGCGGCAACGACCGAUAAGAACAAGAAACGGAAGCGGUAG